AUGGAUGAGGAGGACGCAGAAGAGCACGACGCAAGCACGCCGUUCCCUGCAGCUGCCGGCACGGGCACAGACGAGGAAACCGCUGAGCAGCCGUCAGAUCUUGUCAAUCUGCAGGUUGCAACAAGUGAAGUCCCGCACUGGCUGCAGAUGUCGAGCGAGGGACUUGUCUCUCAAUGGGCGCCGUUUUCUUCAUAUGCAGCUUCUGACACGAAUUUAAUUAUUAGGCCACCUCCCAUGCCUGAAGAAGGGUGCGUGGCCCUCGUUGCACCCGAAGCCACCCCAGAAGGGUUUCGGGUUCUCUCCGUGAAACAUCAGGAGUCUCUCAGUCGUGGUGCAAUUUCUCAUGGCAAAUGCUUUUACUUUGAUGCAGCGGCUUUUCCUUCCUAUGAGUUCGCCCUGCACCCAUGUUUUGUCGAGCAGUGGCGUGGAGGUUCGCUUGUUUGGAGUGGAGCGGUCAGCCUGAGUUUGGGGACGUUAGGAGGGGUCGAUUUGCCACCACUGACUCUCCCGGCAUUUGGGCGAAAAGAGCCUCGAAGCUUGUCCCAACUCGGAGAUUUCGAAGUUGAUGACAUUAUUUUCGUGCUUGGCUUUCACAAGGACUUUGCGGUCUCUGUUGGCCGCCACAUGGGCUUUUCAGAAAACCUCCUCGGAUACCAGAGCUACUGCAUGGGAAAGAGAGCUUCGCCACGACAGGAUCUAGAUACCUUCCGAAAAAGUGCAAAGUACAUUGACGAGUUAGGGGACUUGGGGAAGCACAUGCAAAUCAAUGUUGAAGUUGAUGAGAAGGAACUUGUUGCGAUCCGUGGGACGACUGAGUCGAGGGCCAGCAUGGGUGCAAUGCUUGAACCUUCUGCCCAUGUUGAAGACACCACAAGCGUGGCAGAGCUGGCCAGAGAGAACAGCUUGGUGAUGGCAGGUGUAGAGGUAGCAGAAGAAGGAACUAUUCCCCACAAUGUGCGUUCCAGCACUGACAGUGAUGCGUGGAAUGCAAGGCGCCAAGCGAUGCUGAACGCCAGACCAAGGCAUGCGCCUGAUCGCGAAGCAACGCUUUGA
Messenger RNA from Symbiodinium necroappetens, 1053 nucleotides. The record is from the annotation of a GenBank genome assembly. NCBI's taxonomy places the organism in Eukaryota, Dinophyceae, Suessiales, Symbiodiniaceae.